AAUUUUUUCCAAGUGCUUCUGAAAAAAAAGAACCAAAAAAACCCAAACAAACAAAAAAAAAAACACACUCCAGAGAAGCCACAACAUGGAUUAUUUAUGAUGAAGAAGCCCAAGCAGAGGUUGACUUGAGCUUCAGGUCGGGAUACAAACAAAAUCUAUCUAGAAAUUGUAUCUGAUUUUUUUUGUUUUUUUGUUGCGCAACUUUUGCACAGCACAGUGGGCGGGGCAAGGAUCAAACAUACACACACAAUUGGAUUAGUGUUUUGUUUAUUCGGGAACCCUUUGAAGACCACCUCCCACUCUCCCCCACUUGCGCGUCUCGUCGCGUGUCGCGUCUCGCGUACCGCGUCACGCGUUCCGUUGCGUCGCCGUGUUAAUCGUUCGUUUAUCGUUCGCCGAUCGUUAAUCGUGUAUCGUUAAUCGCCAGCAACCAUGCCGAAGAUCUUCCUGAUCAAGAACCGCCUGCAUCAGCAGCAACAGCGCCUGCUCGAAUCACAGAACCUGCUCCAGCACAAGAGCCAGGACGAUGAACGAUGCCUGGUGCCACCGCUCAGUCCCCACGGCUCCGGCUCUGGCACACCGCACUCGCCCUCGCCAUCGCCGUCGCCCGCCCAUCCGCAUCCUGAGCCGCAGGGUCAGGGUCAAACGUCAUCGCCAUUCCAGCAGCAGGAUGACCAACAGCCGCUGAGUCUCACGCGAAAACGCUUCCACCAUCGCCGUCACUACUUCGGACAGUCGCGUCACAGUCUCCUCGCAGACCAUGGACUCAAUCAGAAUCAAAAUCAAAUUCAGAAUCAGAAUCAAAAUCAAAAUCAAAACUCUACGGAAUUGGAUGUCGAUCACAACACAGCAGCAAGUGAAGUUCAAAAUGACAAAUUUGGUUGCCUGAGGCCGGCAGAAUUGUUGCAGCGCCUUAGCUGCACCACCACCAACCACACCACCACCAGCAGUAGCAUAGCCACAACCACAACCACAACCACAAACACACCCUCACCUACGCCCACACCAACACCCACGCCCCCCGCAUUACCCACAAAAGACUGCGUCGAGAAUUCUCCAAUAAAAACCGCGAUAACAACAACAACAACAGCAAGCAGCAGCAUACCAAAGCAGCCGACGCCGCAGUCGACAGCGGCAGAGAGGAUUAGCAGCAGUAGCAGCAGCGAAGUAGAUGUAGAAGAUCCCGAUAGGAAAGCGCAAAAAGAAAAUGAGCAAAAUGCGCGCGCAUCCUUAGCGGCGGAAGAAGUAGAAGAAGAAGAGGAAGAAGACGGCGACGUUGACGUUGACGUUGGAAUUGAGGUACCCCGCCCGCGCUUUUACAAUACGGGCAUCGUCCUUACCCAGGCCCAGCGGAAGGAGUACCCCAAGGAGCACCAGCAGCAGCCGAACCUCGUCAGAACCACAAAAGAAAAGGAACCCCACUCGGAUGUGGACUCCGACACAGACUCCGAUGACGGCUGCAAGUUGAUUGUGGACGAGAAGCCCGUGUUGCCCGUGGACAAGCCGUUGUCUCUGCGUAUGCGCAGCACCCCGCCCCCGGCAGAGGAGCGUCCCAGUCCACCACCCCCAAGGGAACCGACGCCCGCUGUCCGCUGCAGCGUGAUCCAGCGCGCACCACAGACCACGUCAGCAGCAGUAGCAACAGCAGGACACGCUGUAUCCCCGCAUCACCAUCAUUAUCAGAAUCAGCAUCCGGACCAUCAGACACCCCAGAGGAGCGUUCUAUUGCCCCUAAGUGCCCUCGAUCUCGAUCAGCUGGGACCGGAGCAGCAGGAGCCCAUUGACUAUCACGUGCCGAAGCGGCGCAGCCCCAGCUACGACAGCGACGAAGAGUUGAACGCCCGUCGGCUGGAGAGAGCGCGCCAGGUGCGCGAGGCCCGCAGGCGGAACACGAUCUUGGCAGCCCGCGUACUGCUGGCCCAGUCGCAGCGCCUGAAUCCGCGCCUGGUGCGCAGCCUUCCCGGGAUUUUGGCCGCAGCCGCCGGCCACGGACGCAGUAGCAGCAGUUCCGGUGCAGCCGGACAGGGCUUUCAGUCGUCUGGCUUUGGCAGCGGCAGCAGCUCGACCGGCUCGGGCAGCGGACAGAACGCCAGCGGUGGUGCUGGUUCGCCGGGAGGCGGCUUUGGGGGUGCUCUAGGCGGCAGCGGAGCCGGAGGCGGUGGCAUGGGCGGUGGCCGUGACGGACGAGGCAACUACGGUCCCAACUCUCCCCCCACCGGGGCCCUGCCCCCAUUCUACGAGAGCCUGAAGAGUGGCCAACAGAGCACGGCCAGCAAUAAUACGGGCGCCAGUCAAACAUCCGCAGGAAACGGAGCAGGCUCCCACGCAGCCUUCAACGGGAAUCCCAACUUUCUUUCCAUUCAAAACGCUGCUGCAGCGGCGUACAUCAUGUCAGCGGGAGCAGGAGUCGGUGGAGGUGGAGGAGGAGUAGGCGGAGGUGGCGGCUACAUCAAUUGCGGAUCCAACGGAGGAGGAGGAGGAGGUGGCAAUGGCAAUGCCAAUGGAAAUGGAGGUGGAGGUACGGUUGGAGGUGGUGGAGCUGCAUCAUCGGGUGGUAUCGAUGGUAAUAAUCUUUUGAACUUCGCCAGUGGCUUGGCCAGUAAUCCUAACUAUAACGAAUCCAAUUCCAAAUUCCAUAAUCCAAACUCAACGAUGGGUCAUCCCUUUUACGGUGGCAAUCCUUCAGCGUACGGCAUCAUACUGAAGGACGAGCCGGACAUCGAGUACGACGAGGCAAAGAUCGAUAUCGGCACCUUUGCGCAGAACAUCAUCCAGGCGACGAUGGGCAGUUCCGGGCAGUUCAAUGCCAGCGCCUACGAGGACGCCAUCAUGUCGGAUCUCGCCAGCUCGCAGUGCCCCAACGGCACUGUGGAUCCACUGCAGUUUACGGCCACGCUGAUGCUCAGCUCACAGACGGACCACCUGCUGGAGCAGCUCUCGGAUGCCGUCGAUCUGAGCUCGUUCCUGCAGCGGAGCUGUGUGGACGACGAGGGCUCCACCAGUCCGCGGCAGGACUUUGAGCUCGGCUCGACGCCCUCCCUGACGCCCGACUCGGUGUCGGUGACGCCCGUGGAGCAUCACCAUCAUCAUCACCAUAGCAGUCACCAGACAGCGAGCACCUCCCAGCUGGAUGCCCUCCACGAGAAUCUGCUGACGCAGUUGACCCACAAUAUAACACGCAAUGGCGUUAACUCCCAGCAGCAGCAACAGCAGCAGCAGCAACAGCACGUGCAACAGCAGCAGCACCUGCAGCAGCAGCAGCAGCAGCAGCAUGUGCAACAGCAGCAUGUCCAGCAGCACGUGCAGCAUGUGCAACAGCCGCCGCCUUCGUACCAGCAUGCCACCAGAGGCCUGCAAAUGAUGCAACAACAACAGCAGCAGUCGCAGCACGGCAGCUACCAGCAGCAGUCGGCGCUGAUGUCACAGCAGCAGCAGCAGCAGCAGCUGCUCAGCCAGCAACAGCAACAGUCGCACCACCAACAGCAGCAGCAACAUGCCGCCGCCUACCAGCAGCACAAUCUGUAUGCUGCCCAACAGCAGCAGCAGCACCACCAGCAGCAACAACAGCAGCAGCAACACCAGCAUCAUUCGCACCACCAAUUCCACCAGCAACAGCAGCAGUCGCACCACUCUCACCAUUCGCACCACCACGACAACAGCAACAUGUCGCUUCCAUCGCCCACGGCAGCGGCUGCUGCUGCCGCCGCGGCCGCCGCUGCUGCUGCUGCAGCAGCCGUUCAUCUAGCGCGUCCCAUGAGCAGCAGCAGCAGCUCCGGUACGAACAGCAGCAGCAGCAACAGCAGCAUGGAUGCUAACGCAGCGGCAGCGGCUGCCGCUGCGCUGCUCGACACAAAGCCACUCAUCCAAAGCUUGGGCCUGCCGCCGGAUCUACAGUUGGAGUUUGUGAAUGGCGGACAUGGCAUCAAGAAUCCACUGGCUGUCGAGAAUGCCCAUGGUGGCCAUCACCGGAUACGCAACAUCGAUUGCAUUGAUGAUCUCAGCAAGCACGGCCACCAUUCCCAGCAGCAACAGCAGCAGCAGCAAUCAUCCCCCCAGCAGCAGCAGACGCUCCAGCAACAGCAGCAGCAGCAGCAGCAAUCCCUCCAGCAGCAACAUCAGCAGCAGCUCCAGCAUCACAGCAGUGCCAGCAGCAAUGCCAGUAGCCACGGCUCCGCGGAUGCCCUCUGUAUGGGGGGAUCUGGAUCGGCCAGCCAGGCCGGUGAUGAUUCUGUAGUCAAUGGAAAGUUCGUUUGCCGUGUGUGCAUGAAAACGUUCUCGCUGCAGAGGCUGCUCAAUCGGCACAUGAAGUGCCACUCGGACAUCAAGCGGUACCUGUGCACGUUCUGUGGCAAGGGAUUCAACGAUACCUUCGAUCUGAAGCGGCACACGCGCACCCACACGGGCGUCCGACCGUACAAGUGCAAUCUGUGCGAGAAGAGCUUCACGCAGCGCUGUUCCCUCGAGUCGCACUGCCAGAAGGUGCACAGUGUCCAGCAUCAGUAUGCUUAUAAAGAGCGUCGCGCCAAGAUGUACGUAUGCGAAGAGUGCGGCCACACGACCUGCGAGCCAGAGGUGCAUUAUCUGCAUCUGAAGGAUCUGCAUCCGUUCUCGCCGGCGCUCCUUAAGUUCUACGAUAAGCGGCACUUCAAGUUCACCAAUUCGCAGUUUGCCAACAAUCUGCUCGGACAGCUGCCAAUGCCUGUCCACAAUUGAAUCGUGGAUCGUCAGUAGUUAGCCCUAAGAUCCCCAACCCCCACCAUGUGACUUUGAAGUUUUCUGAAAACUGCCCCCAUGCCCCACCACAAAAACCACCCCCACACCGCCCUCUGCUGUAGCUAGCGGAGAGGAGAGGAGUAGGGAGGAAGAUCUUUGGAGAUUACAAAUAGCACUACACAAUUUCUGUAUAUUUUUUGCCUAGAUUUAGAUUUAGUCGAUGAUGAUUACAACAACACUUUGCUGUGCAAAAAAUCGCUCUCACUCUCUCAUGCUCUUAAACAUUUGUUUAACAAUUUUCGUAUUUAGUUAAUGAUGGAAUUCCGCCUUUCGUUGUUUUAUAAGUAAACUCAUUUUUUAUUUUUGUUUGUAAUAUUGGAAAACCUUCUCUUAGUCAAAAAACAAAACAGAACAGGAAAAGAAAAGAAAGGAAAUGUUUUGCCCUAAAUAGUUUUCUUAGCUUUAAGAAGAGUUUUUUUUUUUUUUGAUAAAUGCUUUGAGCAGACACCCCACACACAUAAGUAAUACAAAAAUCAUGAAUAUAUCAUAUAUAUAUAUAUAUAGAUAUAGCUAGGAUAUAGCUUAUUUGUAAGAUGUUUAGAGCUAGAAACCGAACAACAAACAAAAGCUGCAAACGUUGGCAUUUAUUUUGUCACCGCAAAAGAGAACAAACAAGAAGUAAAAGGAGGAAAAAGGAUAUACAAGCAACACAUACACAUACACAUCAACAUACACAUGUAAUUUAUUAUUUAAUCACACCAUUAAUCCAUUGUAAAGAGGCAAAAAGCGGAUAACAAUCAAACUAAAACCCAAACUAUAGAAGUAAGAAGCAAUGCGCGAAGAAGAUAGAAGUUAGAGAGAGAGAUGCGUGUAAACUAAAGCUGUUUAUAAAUGAAGUCAAAGCCCAACAACAAAAUAAUCGAAACAUAUUGUAUCUUAUAACCAAUCCAUGCACUAUAUACCAUACAUAUAUACACACCAUAAACCAUUAAAAAGUGAAUGGUUUCCUUUGAUUUAAAUAAUUACUCUUGCAUUAAUAGUAGCUUGUAGGAAAGACCACCAAUCGUACUGAUACACUGAACAAACAACAAAAAACACCACAAAAAUGGCGAUUUACGAAUACAAAUCGUAGGAAAUCGCUUAGAGUUAACACAUAAUUGUAGUCUCUAUCGCUAGUUCUAAGUCUAAAGCCUAAGCAUUUCUUCAGAAUUUGAUUUUGAUUUGAAUUUGAAUUACAAACAACAAACUAACUUUACUUUUUGAUUUAAAUGAAAUUGAAAUUCUAA
Messenger RNA from Drosophila miranda, 5999 nucleotides. RefSeq names its product transcriptional regulator ovo (gene ovo). Gene Ontology annotation, molecular function: DNA-binding transcription factor activity, RNA polymerase II-specific; RNA polymerase II cis-regulatory region sequence-specific DNA binding. NCBI's taxonomy places the organism in Eukaryota, Metazoa, Arthropoda, Insecta, Diptera, Drosophilidae. Gene Ontology annotation, biological process: epidermal cell differentiation; regulation of transcription by RNA polymerase II. The record is from RefSeq and is a predicted model, not a curated record. Gene Ontology annotation, cellular component: nucleus. The coding region runs from base 433 to 4713 and encodes 1426 amino acids. The transcript is spliced from 4 exons.